ACCUUUACUUCACUUGAAAGCACACACUCACGCCACGGAGAGGGGCUUGCUUGCGGAAGAGAAGUGGGGACAGCUGAUACAAGUGUUUUUAUGUUUUUUUUGUUUCGAUCCAUGUUACUAUCCGAAUGAUGGAGACACGUUCAUGACCCGGACGCAGAACUUCACAUCUACAUCUGCAUUACUGCCAACAUGUUCUUCAAGGAGGUCGAGGAAAACACAGAGCUGCUGGAACUACGGAAGGACAGCUUAAGCGCGGAGCGUUUACUUCCUUCAGUGCCCACACAGAAGACAUUUGACUACAUACUGGUGGGACACAAAGGGCACGAUGACUUGGACCCGAAGUCUCAGAGACAGAGCGAUUUUAUCCAACAGCUAAAAAAGAAAAACAUCUCAGUCACUACAAUCAUCCAUGAUGACAAAGUGUUUUAUGGCCUGCGGGCUCCCAAGGAGACGUUUGAAGACUACCAGUACCUGCUUAAAGUCUCAGACUCCUGCAACUGGCGUGGAGAUGUAAGAGGAGAGAUCCCCCAGGCCACCAGGAUCCGUAUUGUCUAUUUCAUUCUCCAUCAUACGCGCCUCGACUCAGGAGAGGACCUAAACGACCUGUUGAAGGACAAUGUCUUUGAAACUUUGUUCUGCCUCCAUGAGAGGAAGAAACAGAAAGAGCUGAGAAAGAAGUGGGCUCGUUGGUCGGCUGCUUUUACACCACAACCGGUCAUGGACAUCCAGUCUUACUUUGGGGAGAAGGUGGCUCUGUACUACCUGUGGCUGGGUUGGUACACUACACUGCUGGCCCCUGCUGCUGCUCUAGGUGUUGUAGUGUUCCUUUAUGGGCUAGCCUUUUUUAACAGUAGCCCUCUCAUUAACGAAGUGUGUCAGUCCAACAUCACCAUGUGCCCUCGCUGUGACAAUAGGUGUAAGGCGUGGGAACUGUCCGACACCUGCUCCUACGCAAAGGUCAGUCUUUUGUUUGACAACGAGGGCACUGUGGCUUUUGCUAUGUUCAUGGCAAUCUGGGCCACGCUGUUCCUGGAGCUGUGGAAGAGACACAGAGCCAGACAUGUUUCUAAGUGGAAUGUCUAUGACUGGUGUGAAGAGGAGGAGGAACUGAUCAUGGAUAUAGUCAAUGAUAAAAACUGUACACCCAGACAGUUCACACAUUCAUACUAUCGCAGUACUCUGGUCCUCAUCCUGGUCACAGUUAUGCUAAUGGUGAUCAUCGGCAUAGCUCAUGCUCUGGUGGUCUUUCGAGUGGUGGCUGCCCCCUUGAUUUCAGAAUGCAAGUGGGAAUUUUUGGAGGCCUACGCCAACCCUGUGGCUGUGAUGCUUGGGGCCGUGCUGCACUACGUCACCAUUCAGAUCAUGACCCGGGUGAACAGAUGGGUGUCCCUGAAGCUAUGCUCCAUAGAGAAGCUGAACACCACUGCUGCAAAAGAGAGGAGCUUCACAGUCAAGAUGUUCACUUUCCAGUUCUUCACUCUCUUCUCCUCUCUCUUCUAUGUUGCCUUUUUUCUGGGCAGGAUAAAUGGCCAUCCAGGAAACUAUGUACGUCUUGCUGGGUUCAGACUGGAAGAGUGCCAUCCCAGUGGUUGUUUGACAGAUCUCUUUAUCCAAAUGGCAGUGAUCAUGCUGCUGAAGCAGACUCUCAACAACAUCUUUGAGUUUACUGUGCCCUGGCUGAAGAAUUGUGUGCGCAAAAAUGCCGCAAAGAAGCUGGAAAGGAAGUGUGGGUACUGUUAUAGAAAGGCCUGCCGUGAUGAACAAGGCCGGAUUGAACCAUGUGAUAUCUGCAAAGUUAGGGACUGGCUACGUAACUAUCACCUGGGCAACACUGACUCCUUCAGCCUGUUUAAUGAAUUCCUUGAAAUGGUCAUCCAGUUCAGUUUCACCACCAUAUUUGUGGCAGCAUUCCCCCUCGCUCCCCUUCUCGCUCUCUUCAACAACAUCCUUGAGAUACGCCUGGAUGCCAUAAAGAUGGUCGAUCUGGAGCGACGCAUGGUUCCUAGGAAGACCAAUGACAUUGGUGUGUGGACGAAGGUCUUGGAAGCCAUUGGAGUGUUAGCAGUGAUCGCUAAUGGUCUGGUCAUUGGAGUCACAUCAGACUUUAUUCCUCGUCUUGUCUACCGUUACCAUUAUGGCCCAUGUGCGACUGGAGCCUCUCAUACAGACUGCAUGGAGGGAUAUAUUGAUGACACUCUGGCCACGGCUAAUGUGACGCACAAACACCAAGAGGGUUUCAACGUCACAAGUUGCCGCUACAGAGACUACAGGAGCGAGGACUACAGCCUGACUUCUCAGUUCUGGUUGGUCCUAGCUAUGCGGUUUGGCUUUGUCAUCCUCUUUGAGCACGUUGUGGUCAUCUGUAAAUUUGUAGCUGCCUGGUUCGUCCCCAAUACUCCUCUUAAAGUGAAAAAUGAACGGCUGCGCGACAAACUGGAUCGGCUGAAGAAAGAGCUGUCUGAAAUUAAACGGGCCAAAUCAACCGAUGUCUGACGUCCCAAACCAGACCUCAGAUCUGCUGCCACUGACGAGUCCUGGCCAGAAGCAUGAAACAGGGGUGGUUAUGUGGUCUUGUUUUUGUGGCUCAUAUUUGCUGGUGAAAUCUAAUCUAGAGUGCGUUGUUUAUGUGUUGAGAUACUAUUGGACUUUUAUUUUUUCCUGCCAACAUUUUACCAUACAACCAUCACCAUGCAUUCAGCACAACUGAUAAUCUUGCGAGGUAUUUAUAUCAUUCAUUCAUUUGUUCAUUCAUUCUUUUGUUUGAUGUAACCAUUUGUCUUCUGGAGGGUUGUGGAUCUCAUCCCAGAGCUAACACAGAGACACAGACGACCAUUCACAUUCACAUGCAUUUUUAUAUUAAGUUGUACUGAAUAAUAAAUGUACUAAAAUAUUAA
Mugil cephalus (flathead mullet) is the source of this 2894-nucleotide messenger RNA. Its product is annotated as anoctamin-9-like. The record is from RefSeq and is a predicted model, not a curated record. NCBI's taxonomy places the organism in Eukaryota, Metazoa, Chordata, Actinopteri, Mugiliformes, Mugilidae. Gene Ontology annotation, molecular function: protein dimerization activity; chloride channel activity. Gene Ontology annotation, biological process: chloride transmembrane transport. The transcript is spliced from 24 exons. Bases 190 to 2493 code for a protein of 767 amino acids. Gene Ontology annotation, cellular component: plasma membrane.